CCAUAGUAAUGAUACUAAUAUUGUGGGGAGAAAAAGAAAAACCAGAGGCACAGCCCACAGAGAGUGUUAAUAAAACGUGUCCUUUCGACUGAAUUGAAUUGAAUUGAAUUUGGGAUCUGAAUGGUGAAGGCGAGGCAGUCGCGGAUUGGGCCUCGGAAACCGUCGUCGAGGGCGGCGUCGUCGUGGACGCUGACGCUGACGCUGCUGGUCACGUGCUCCUUCCUCAUUCUCAUUCUCCUCGCUCUCCGCAUUUUCUCCAUUCCCAAUGAUCAUUCUGGACUCUCCAAGCCCAACGAUCUCAACAACAUUGCUCGCAACACUCACAUCACCGAAGGUGAUCUUCACGAUGGGGAAGGCCGGUGGGUUGAGAUAGUAUCGUGGGAGCCAAGAGCUUUUCUCUAUCAUCAUUUUCUGACCAAGGAGGAAUGCGAAUAUCUAAUUAAUACGGCCAAGCCAAACAUGCAUAAGUCAACCGUUGUUGAUAGUGAAACUGGAAAGAGUAAAGACAGCAGAGUACGGACAAGCUCUGGUACUUUCCUAGCCAGAGGACGUGAUCAAGUUGUGAGGAAUAUUGAGAAAAGAAUUGCUGAUUUUACUUUUAUACCUGUAGAGAAUGGUGAAGGACUUCAAGUUCUUCAUUAUGAAGUUGGGCAAAAGUAUGAGCCUCACUUUGACUACUUUAUGGAUGCCUUUAACACUAAGAAUGGGGGUCAGCGCAUAGCAACAAUGCUGAUGUACCUUUCAGAUGUUGAAGAAGGGGGUGAGACAGUGUUCCCAGAUGCAAAGGGAAAUUUCAGCUCUGUGCCUUGGUGGAAUGAGCUUUCUGAAUGUGGGAAAAAAGGACUUUCAAUUAAGCCAAAGAUGGGUGAUGCUUUACUUUUCUGGAGUGUGAAGCCUGAUGCAACUUUGGAUCCAUCGAGUUUGCAUGGUGGUUGUCCAGUGAUCAAGGGUAAUAAGUGGUCAUGUACCAAAUGGAUGCGAGUCAAUGAAUACAAAAUUUAAAUAGGCAUCAAAAUAGGCUUAUAUUGAGUUUUACAUGUCAAUAUUACACUAAAGUGAUUGUGACUCGGUGCCAUAUUUGCAUGAUAAUGCUUUCAGGGGUGGAAGGAAAAUGUUGUUUACAGCAUGUUGCCGCACCCUGUAAUUUUGGAUGUUCUAUAUACCUCAAUUCUUUGUCAUACGUACCCUUAACGGUUAUAUUACUAAUGGAGAUUAAUAAAUUUUUAUAGAUUUGUAGAUUUGCAUUAGGGGUGGAAGAAACUAUAUGAAACCAAUAGAUGGAAUGAGUAAAUAUAUAUGCCACAGGCUUUU
Messenger RNA from Cajanus cajan (pigeon pea), 1311 nucleotides. RefSeq names its product putative prolyl 4-hydroxylase 10. NCBI's taxonomy places the organism in Eukaryota, Viridiplantae, Streptophyta, Magnoliopsida, Fabales, Fabaceae. Gene Ontology annotation, molecular function: protein binding; procollagen-proline 4-dioxygenase activity; L-ascorbic acid binding. Gene Ontology annotation, cellular component: endoplasmic reticulum. Gene Ontology annotation, biological process: peptidyl-proline hydroxylation to 4-hydroxy-L-proline. The record is from RefSeq and is a predicted model, not a curated record.